ACGGAGCGAUGCUGGAGGAUACUACGGUGUGUGGGACUUUACCAUCACAGUGACUGCCUAUCGGACCGGCUCUGACUCGCAUUGGCCAUAAAAACAGCGACUUAUUUCAUCGAAAGUGUGCGCAUUGCUCCUAAACGCCACUGUUGGACUGUCGGUUUACUGUGCUCCUAAGGUGGAGAAAUGUGCGCACAUGACAGACCAGCUCUGUGGAAUUAGGCCCAGGAGGAAAACCAUGUCCAAGAUGAGACAAUAAAAAGGGUUGACGUGGGGCCAGGCUUCCUGUUGGAUGUGCACCUCAAGCCCUCAGCCACUAUGACGAUGAAAGGCCUGUCCACCAGCCGCAGUCACCACCAUGUGACUUGUGACCCCUCCUACGACUCCAUGACACUGGGCCACGGAGAUCGGCGCUCCUACUUCCUCACCUCUCCAGAGCCUCACCCGUCCGACCACUCGUGCUUCUCACAAAAGAAUUCCUUUGGGCCAGAUUGCGCGCCCUAUCCCGACCUUGCUAGCUGCACCUUCCCGCGCAGACACUACAGCUCGCACCAUGAGCUUAAAAACGAGUGCAAUGCGGUGGUGCCUUAUACGGGGAAUGCUAAAGGGAACGCUGGAGGUGCCAAUAAUAAUCGUUCGACCACGCUAGAGCAGUUUGAACAUCAAGGGCCUGUGCGGAGAGAAGGCUACCACACGCUGCAAUACAAGCGGACAGCCAUAGAACACCAACGCAGCGAUAGCCCUGGUCGAAUCCGCCAUCUUGUCCACUCCGUCCAAAAGUUAUUCACCAAGUCGCACUCUUUGGAGGGGCCAGGGUCCGGGCCGGGAGGAGGGGGCAGUGGGAAGAUGAACGGCAGCAAAUCUAGCCCAGAUGACCCUCCAUCCUCCUCCGGAACUCUCAAGCACAGCAAGAGGAGUAAAAGCAAAGACCGCUCCAAGUCCGAACCCAAAAUGCGAACGGCGAUAUCGGGAUACUGGAGUUCGGACGACACACUUGAUCGCGAGAUGUGCCUCUACCAUCACCACCAUGGGAGCAGCAGCGGUGGCAUCCCUUCUGGGGUCAUGACCAUGGGAAGGCAUCCGGAUAAAUCUCAGUCGCAAUACUUCAUGGAGUCCUACAACACCAUCAGCGCCCACUCUCUGAAGACAUCGCGCAGCAACAAUGACGUCAAGUGCUCCUCCUGCUCUGGGGGUGGCUCUGUUCUACCCCUGGUCCCUGCGUUGGAGGGUCCUGUGCAGGUGAAGAAGAGCUCAUGGUCAUCCACUCUGACGGUGAGCAGGGCCAGGGAGGUCUACCAGAAAGCCUCGGUCAACCUAGAUAAGGCUCUAGUCAAAGCAGAGCAAGGGCGCACCUGCCACUUUCUACAGGUGCCUCAAGAUGACUGGGGUGGAUUCGCUCCUCUGGGAAAAGAUGAUGAGAUCCCAUGUCGGAGAAUGCGCAGUGGAAGUUACAUUAAGGCCAUGGCGGAAGAGGACAGCGGAGACUCGGACUGCAGCCCCAAACCCUCUCCCAAAGUCCAAGCAAGACGGGCCAGCUACCUGAAGGCAACGCAGCCAUCGCUCACUGAGAUGACAACGCUCAAGAUCUCCACAGAGCACUCUCCUAAGCUGCAGAUCCGGAGCCACAGUUACCUGCGGGCGGUGAGUGAGGUUUCCAUCAAUAGGAGUCUGGACAGCUUGGACCCGGCAGGGCUGCUGGCCUCGCCCAAAUUCCGCUCCAGAAACGAGAGCUACAUGAGGGCCAUGAGCACCAUCAGCCAGGUGAGUGAGGUGGAGGUGAAUGGUCAGAUCGAGGCCGUGUGUGAGUCGGUCUUUAGUGAGUUGGAGUCUCAGGCUGUGGAUGCUCUGGACCUGCCAGUGCCCAGCUGUUUCCGAAUGCGCAGCCACAGUUAUGUCCGCGCCAUAGAGAAGGGCUGCUCCCAGGAAGAGGCUGAAGAGAGUGCAGUACUGUUGGUGUCCAGCAGGGUUCCUAGCUCCCCUCCGCGCACCACCACCACUGUGAGGACCAUCCAGAGCAGCACAGUGUCGUCAUGCAUCACCACAUACAAGAAGACGCCUCCCCCAGUCCCCCCGCGGACCACCCCAUCCAAACCCUUCAUCUCCAUCACGGCCCAGAGCAGCACCGAGUCGGCCCAGGACGCCUACAUGGACGGGGGCUCGGGGGGCACCAGAGCGGGCAUCAGCUCCCAGCCCGGCCUCUCCAACUCCACGGAGAGCAUCGACAGCAUGAAGGCACUCACCGCAGCCAUAGAAGCGGCUAACGCACAGGUGCACGGCCCGGCGAGCCAACACGUGACCAACAGCAUCACCAUCACUGCCACAGCCACCACCUCCGUCACCGCGGAAACCAAGGCGCAAAGGGACGCUCUCCGGAAGUGCCUCUCCAUAGGGAUACAGGUGGAUCCUGAGGAAGAAGGCCAGACUCAGGAGGAGCAGGAGCAGUCCAAAUUCCAGUCAAUAGGAAUUCAAGUGGAGGAUGAGAGAUGUUACCGGCGCAUGACGCGGUCCAACAGCGUGACCACCGCGGUGCAGGCCGACCUGGACGACCCCGCGGACAGUCCGGACGUGCCCCUGCCGCGCCACUGUGCUACCAUGCCCCGCCAGCACUCCCGUGACGCCGCCACCUCCACUGUUAGCAUCCAGGGCUCAGGCAACCACUACCACGCAUGUACUGCCGACGACUAUGGGGAAGUGGGCUUCGACCCCUCCAUCCUGCCCCCUCCCGACCCCUGGAUGGACAGUGUGGCGGAGCCAGAGGGGCAAGAGCUGGAGGCAGUGAGCAGGUCUGUGUGCCCCAGAGACGGGCGUUGGUUCCUGAAGCUGCUCCAGGCUGAGACGGAGCGCAUGGAGGGCUGGUGCAGGCAGAUGGAGCAGGAUGAGACGGAGAACGAGCUUCCUGAUGAGAUCCUGGGGAAGAUCCGCAGUGCAGUGGGGAGUGCCCAGCUGCUGAUGUCCCAGAAGUUCCAGCAGUUCCGGGAGCUGUGUGAAGAGAAUCUGAAUCCCAAUGCAAACCCGCGGCCCAUCUCCCAGGACUUGGCCGGUUUCUGGGACAUGCUCCAGCUCUCUAUUGAGAAUAUUAGCCUGAAGUUUGAUGAGCUCCACCAGCUAAAAGCCAACCACUGGAAACCUCUGAGCCCCCCGGAAGUCCAGGAGAGAAGGAUGCCCCCUCCUGUGCCAAAGAAGCCCCUGAAGGGCCACCCUUCCCUGGCUAGGGACCGCUCUCUGGAGAGCUCUGAGCGCCAGCGCCUGGAGGCUCGCAAACGCCUGCUUGCUGCCAAACGAGCCGCCUCAGUCCGGCAGAGCUCAGCCACUGAGAGUGCAGACAGUAUUGAGAUCUAUAUCCCCGAGGCUCAGACCAGACUAUGAGACACAACCAUGUAUCCACUAUACUCACAUGCUCAGUAGCACUGUCAUAGUUUUACAGACACUGUGGAUUCUUUAACCAUCAAAGUCAUUAGAACAAUUAUGUACAUUUGCUGUAUGUACUAUAUUCUUUUAUAUAAUUAUACAUUUAGGUAUUUAUUUCCCAGCAUUGAUGUAGCACUCCCUACUGUCUUUGGAUACCCCACACACCCAAAGAAGUAUCCUAUAGGCCCUUUUAAGUGACUUCAUAUUCCCAAGCGACUUGUAGCACAGUGAGACACAUGUUGUUUCUGAGGCUUGGAUGGAGACAGAGGGAGCACACGUGUGUGUGUGUAUAUGGUACAUGUAACAUGCACAGGCUGCAUAAGGAACACAUGCGCACAGAUGGUCCUCUGCAUUUAAUAUUGUAUCUCUUUCAUAUUUAUAAAGGUUUGGGAAAUUUUACUGACUACUAAAUGACUACUACAAAAUUAAGCUGGUAUUGGCCUUGAAAUUUGCGGUCAGACGUUGAGCAGGAAUUUAACAACAAUUAUUAUCACGUGAAUUCUGAAACAGAUGUCUUUCUGUUCAAAACUGGGCCUUAGUGAGACAGGCUUGCAGGAGAAGGGCAGAGGUCAUGCUCUGUUCCUCCAGGUGAGUGGUUCAUAAGCCUGCAGUAGAGUCUGGAGAGCUGUUUGCUUAAAGAAUCUCUGUUUGAAACCUCCACAAAGCCAAUCUGUGUGAGUGCAGCCUAGAGAAGAGUGCAUGUGUUUGACUUGUUCAUUUCCAGAGUGCUUCCCAUUCUCCUGGGGUCUUAAUAGGCCUAGUCGUCUCUACACGGUAGCUGUAUCUACACUGAAAACAAUACACUACUUUAUAACUGAGCAACUUAUUUGUACAGGACACAACUGACAUCAUGGAAUGCUUACUCUUAUAUUUUUUCCCUUAUUGACACUCCUCAUUUGUCAUUUUAACUUCAAAUCUAUUAGCUACAAUAAGUCUAUCAUAUUAAUUAAUUUGUUUUAUGUUAACUAGCAAGAUUUCCAGGUGGUAUUAUGACUAAGGAACUAUAUUCUCCUCACUGUGUGUGCACUAUCUCUGCCUCCAAAUGAAGCAAUUCACUCGUCAUUAAAAAUUUUGUUUUUGAUUUUUGUAUUUAAUUUAAUGGGUAGGAAAACAAUGACUGUUUAUCGACAUUGCAGUUAUGAUUAUUAUUAAUAUGCACUGACAACAAGGCCCUUAUACUGUGCUUAUGUUAGAUUAUUUUUAUUUGCAUAACUGGCACCUUUUUGUCCUUUCUGUUCCAGUGAUCAGCCUUAAUUUCUAAUAUGAUAGUCGAGCACAACAGCAGUCUCAGGGGAAGAAGUGUGUUUGUUUGUGUAUGUGUGAGUGAGAGAGAAAUCAUGUGAUCGUGUGUGACCAAUGGCGUUGCCUCUACCUGUAUAUAACCCCAGUCAUACAAAUAGGCCAUAUUUUCAGAAUAAAGGGACGUACAGUACACUAGUAUCCACAGAGAAACUCUAUAUGUUACAAGGUAUUUGUGUCAGCUGCUUAAAUAUGGAGACAAUCUAGAGCCAGUUGAAGUUUUGUGCCAUCUGAUAUCUUAAUAAUACACUGUAUCCCUGACGUUGGUCCCUUUCCAAAGCCUACCACAUGUUUUUACUCAAUGUGAAAGAAUUCUAAAUAAUCUCACUGUCCUAUCUUGGUAAUGAUUAUUUUAGGAAGAGUGCAUAACUGAAGUACAAACGGAAAUGCCAUUUAUCUAGAUUAAUAUUUUAGUAUUUUACUCUUUACAAAAUUGUAAUGAAAUAAUGUCUGUCGAAUAAGAUAAUUUAUUAUUCAUGUUUAUUAUAUUAACAUAUCAAUAGGAUGCUCCUGGUAUUAGCAGGGAGUUGGACACCAGAUUGCUGGGUUGUACAAAGGUAAAUGACACUUGAGCAGCCCUGGCUAUUAUAAGCUUGUGAUGUAGUAUUACAAAGAGAUGAAUAUUUGUAUAUAAAUGAAUGUUUCCUUAUUUAAAUGUAAACUAAAAGCCCAAUGAAUUAACAUGUGAAGCCGAUAUACAUUUUUUGUAAGUAACGUUAUUACACUGUUGAUGUUAUGGCACGUGUAUGAGCUCUUAUCAGCAUUAAAAAUAUCAUUGCCAU
Molecule: messenger RNA, 5483 nt
Organism: Periophthalmus magnuspinnatus
Lineage: Eukaryota; Metazoa; Chordata; Actinopteri; Gobiiformes; Gobiidae
Gene: dlgap1b
Product: discs, large (Drosophila) homolog-associated protein 1b
Exons: 12
Coding region: 313-3360 (1015 amino acids)
Biological process (GO): signaling
Cellular component (GO): postsynaptic specialization; glutamatergic synapse
Molecular function (GO): molecular adaptor activity
Source: RefSeq, a predicted model, not a curated record